Volvox carteri f. nagariensis is the source of this 1203-nucleotide messenger RNA. RefSeq lists its product as uncharacterized. The transcript has 6 exons. Lineage: Eukaryota; Viridiplantae; Chlorophyta; Chlorophyceae; Chlamydomonadales; Volvocaceae. The record is from RefSeq and is a predicted model, not a curated record. Gene Ontology annotation, molecular function: hydrolase activity. The coding region runs from base 1 to 1203 and encodes 400 amino acids.
AUGAAACCCUUUCCCCUGGCCACUCUAUUGGCAGCUUUCCCGCGAGCGUGUGUGUCAGGGUGCGUCAGCCCAGCUAGUGCCACACUAGCAGCUGCGGACCGAGCUGGCGAGGUGUCCACGUCGGCAUCACCACAAUGGAUUAACCCUCUUGAUCCACCAACAUAUGUAACUGCGACUGGGCGGAUUGUUGCAAGUAAGCGGAUGGACCGCAUGGCAUGCGCUCGCUCCUGUACCCCGCACUCAUGCGAAAUAUAUCAAGCGCAUUUCAUUUGCGCAGUUGGGGAUCUUCACGGAGACCUGGACAAAGCUGUUGAGGCACUCAAGUUGGGGCGUGUCAUCCGAGUCAGUGACGAAGGGGAGGUGGCUUGGGUAGGGAGCGAUACGGUCGUGGUGCAGCUAGGCGACGUGCUGGACCGAGGAGACGUCGAAAUUGGCAUAAUAAACUUGUUACGUUACCUUGACUCGGAAGCUCGGAAGUGUGGCGGUGCGGUGUAUAUGCUCAACGGCAACCACGAAAGCCUCAACGUGUGUGGGGACUUCCGGUACGUCACUCCAGGGGCAUUCGCGGAAUCGGCUAUGUACGCGGGACUCAAGGAGUCGGAUCUGAAAGACUGGCAGCUGGUUGCCAAGGUGCGCUACUCGCUGUUCAAGCCCGGUGGCGAUUUGGCGAAGGAGUUCGCUCGCAACCCCACAGUAUUGGUUGUCAAUGACACCGUCUUCGCGCAUGGCGGCCUCUUGCCUAUUCACGUUGAGUACGGGAUUGAGCGGCUAAACAGCGAGGUGGCGGCAUGGAUGCGCGGCGACCAGCAGCCAGACGGUAGCAAAUGCACCCCGCCCUUUCUUGCUAUGGGGGACGCGAACAGCGUCAUGUGGAACCGGACCUUGUCUAAGGAGCGCUUUGCCACGCCGUAUGAGCGCUACCAUGCAUGCCGCGCGCUGCAGCAGGCGCUUGCCAAGGUCCACGGCAAGCGCCUGGUCGUGGGGCACACUCCGCAGCUCAGCGGUGUCAACUGUGAAUGUGAGAACCAGGUCUGGCGUAUCGACGUCGGGAUGUCGUACGGCGUGCUGAACCGGCCGGUUCAGGUUCUGGAGAUUACGCAACACGAGGGCGGUGAGGCCGAGGUGCGCAUCAUCCGCAGCACGCCGACCUCGUCGCAAAGCAGCUAUGAUGAUGACGACUUGAGCGCUGCAUCCGCGCUAUAG